Molecule: messenger RNA, 1464 nt
Organism: Thecamonas trahens ATCC 50062
Lineage: Eukaryota; Apusomonadida; Apusomonadidae
Exons: 1
Coding region: 1-1464 (487 amino acids)
Biological process (GO): cytoplasmic microtubule organization; positive regulation of cytokinesis; mitotic spindle midzone assembly
Cellular component (GO): midbody; mitotic spindle midzone; cytoplasmic microtubule
Molecular function (GO): microtubule binding
Source: RefSeq, a predicted model, not a curated record
AUGGCGUGUGCCGAAAGCAAGCAAGAGACAGCAUACACCCUUGAGGUGUAUGUUGAGGCCGUGUUUGGCCUCCGUGCUGCUCUGGGCGCCGCCGCUGUCUCGUUUGUCCUUGGCGACUUUCAGCCGCUGGUGGUGAUGGCGCCAAAUGGCGCGGCGGCUGUCUCGAGCGGCGACGACCUUGUCUUCUCCCGUGGCAAGUCGAGUUUGUUUGCCAUGGCUCCGGACGAGCUUCGCCGUGUUCUCCGUGCUUCUCCGCUUGUGGUGCUCUUGCUCGACGUAGCAGAUCCGUCAAAGCCGCUGCUCUGCGCUGCCGCAUCUAUCGAUCUCAGGCAGCCGCUCGACGCACCGCUCGCUACCCACGGUCUCGUCCGCGGCAUGUACUACAUGUACGACCCCGUUGGCAAUGAGAUUGCCAAGAUCGGGCUCGCUGUCCGCCUGCUCGACCGCGGGCCGCAGCUGCUCGCCCACUUGGCACGCGUCGCAGCCACCCGCCCAACGCCGCCGCCGCCGGAGCCUGUCGCCGAUGAUGCUGCUGUUGCACCAGACCUCGCCGAGGAGACAGAGGCAACGUCGAGGGAGCGCAGUCCGUCGCCGCCGCCGCUGCCCGACACCUUUUGCCCGCCGGCGCUGUUCUUUGAGAACGACGGCUCGGAACCAGCAUCCGCGCCAGCCCUGGCGCCGGCUGCGGCGGAGAACAGCGCGUCGGCCGCCAACUUACAGACAAGCGUGCGGACAAAGGUGAGAGUGAGACGUGUCCGUCGUAACCGGUCACCGGAGCCAGUGCCACAGCCACGGACAGACCCGCUCCGGCUGAGCGCGCUUGGAUCGCGCCCAGGCGUGGUCGACGCUCUCUUGUCAGAGCUGGGCGAGCUAAAGGCCGCCGCCGCUGCCUCUCGGCGGGCCGAACACAUGGAUCGCACGCUCCGGGCUACGCUCCGGACGGAAGAGCCCUCUGAGCCGCGACUGACGCGCUCCGAGGUGCUGCGGCGGUCCGCCAUUGCGCAACGCAAGCGCGACGCCGCGCGGACUGCCGCUCGCGAGCAGCGGCUCUUUCGCGCCUUUGCCAACCCGCGCCCGCUUCCCAACUCACCUCCGGUCCGACCUCAGCCGUCUCCUGAUCUGCAAGCAUCGCCUCCGGCAACACCACUUGCACACAGCAUGUCUGGCGCGACAAGUCCAACAGGGAUGCCGUCACCGGCCAAUGAUCCCGAGCUCCGUGCCGAGCUGGACGAGCUCAUCUCGGAUCUCGAGGCCUCGCUCUCCAGUGCGGACGACAGAGCCAAAGCAGGUACCAGUCUGCCCGUUCCUGUCGAUGCCGUCUCGCCGUCGCCUACAUACGCCAUCGACGACUUUGACUCGCCAUCAACCUCAUCGACCUCGUCUCCGGCGUCGGCGCUGUCAUCGUCGUCGUCGUCCAACUCGCCCUACGUCCCUCGAGCACCGCUCUCCAUCGACCUGCUCUAG